UACGUACCCCAAUAUGACGAGAACUCGAGUAAGAUUUUUGCCAGUUACUUCCCUUUGUGUACUCUCUGUAUGGAAAACGAAAGUAGAUAUUUACAGACGGUACCGACCUACAUUCUGCAUGGUGUCUCUAAACAUGUCGAGGAGGAUUACAAAGUUUCUCGGGACCUGUACUUACAGGCGCUUCAUUGUUAUAAAGAAUCACGUGAAUGUUGUCCCGGAGAUAAAGACUAGCAUCCAGACUAGAAGACAACUUGCCACAGGAAAUGUCGAUCCAGGAUUUUUUGCCAAGAUGCAACAAGCAAGGACUAAACUUGCAGAUGCUGACAAACAAAGUGCAAUUGUGUCUCAUAAGGAAAAGGUCAAUGGUAUGGAUAUUCAUUUUGAGACGACAGGUGACGGUCAGGAGAUUCUCCUGCUCCUUCCAGGAGCACUUGGAUCAACCAGAACCGAUUUUGAGAAGCAGUUGACAGGGUUUAAUAAGUCUGACUACACCUUGGUGGCGAUGGAUCCCCAAGGCUACGGGCGGAGCAUCCCUCCGGAGAGGACAUGGCCUCUAGAGUACUUACAGAGGGAUGCUGAUGAUGCCCUCCAACUUUGUAAGACACUGGGUCUGCGUAAGAUCUCCGUACUGGGAUGGAGUGAUGGCGGUAACACUGGGAUGAUCUUGGCAGCCAAAGAACCCGCGCUAGUCAGCAAGCUGGUGGUCUGGGGCGCCAAUGCUUAUUUCACCGAACAGGACAUUAAUGCAUUUGAAAAGAUCCGGGAUAUUUCAUCAUGGAGUGACCGUAUGAGGGAGCCGUUUGUGAAGGUAUACGGAGAAGAGUAUUUUCAGAAACACUGGAGCAAGUGGGUGGACGCUUGUCAAGCUUACUACAACGACCGGGAAGGUAAUAUUUUUAUGGACGACCUGAAGAAUAUUACAGCGAAGACUCUGAUUAUCCACGGCGUGAAGGAUGCCCUGGUAGAACAGGAACAUCCUGACUACCUACAUGCUAACAUCAAGUGCUCCGAGUUAUUUCUAAUGCCGGAGGGGAAACACAACCUGCACAUCCGCUACUCAAAAGAAUUCAACUCCCUCGUCGAGGAGUUUUUGAAGAAAUAAAGUCACUGGGUCAUAUUCCCUAAA
Molecule: messenger RNA, 1126 nt
Organism: Mizuhopecten yessoensis (Yesso scallop)
Lineage: Eukaryota; Metazoa; Mollusca; Bivalvia; Pectinida; Pectinidae
Product: valacyclovir hydrolase-like
Exons: 8
Coding region: 14-1102 (362 amino acids)
Source: RefSeq, a predicted model, not a curated record